UGUUCCCAAUAAUUUACCAAACAGCCACAGGCACCAAACAAAAUAGGCGGGAAAAUCAAAAUUUUCGAGACACAUUGGCGGAAAACAAAUUCCACUCCAAACCGGAAAAAUCAAUCGGAAAACAAACUUAUUAAUCCAAAGAAAUUAACAGAACAAAUCCGAAAUUAUUUAGAUUGAGUAAAUGCAAUCCAAAAUAAACUCCUUUUUCAAACCUUCCUCUUCUUCGCCUCCUCCAAAACUCAACCCAGACACCUCCGUACCUCAAAUUUCCGACGACGGUACCGACGAUUUGGCUCUCUGGGAGAAAGCCCAACACCAAUUUCUCAACAUUUACCACCGCAGAUCUCCGAAAUUAGCUAAUGGGGAAAACAGAGCUGAGUCUAACAAAGGAGACGAGUUAACAAAACCAGUCUCAAUGGAUUUGAAUUUAAAUGUAAAGCAAAGAUCCAAAGCGAUAAACAAUAAAAGAAGUUAUGCACAAUUCUAUUUGGACUUGGGUCAAUCUGAUUUCAAUUUGAAAGCUUGUUCUGUAUGUGGAGUUAAGUAUGCGCCGGGAGAAGAAGGAGAUGAGAAAGAACAUAAAGUAUUUCAUAAGAAUUACACUUGUGGAGUUCAAUUCAAGGGUUUUCGGAACGAAAGGGUUGUUCGUGUGCCUUGUGAUGGAGGGGGUCGGAUUGUUUUGGUGUCGGAUUGUGACUCUUCUGCUCAGAGAAAUAAGGUUCAGGAAGUAGUGAGUAUGAUGGAAAUUGAGCUUGGAGGUGGAUGGAUUUUUCAUAAGCUCUGUAAGGUGUAUCUAUAUAUUUCAUCUCAGAGAGUUGCUGGUUGUUUAGUUGCUGAACCAAUAAAAGAAGCAUUCAAAGUUCUUCCACGCGCAGAAGAUGAAAGAUUGAGGAGUGCCUCUAAUAAGAAAUCAAAAUUAAACGCAACCACUCUUCGAUUUGGAGAAAUUAUAUUGCAGAGAGAAAUCACUAAGAAAGUCUCCACUGUUGAUUCUCUUAAUGAGUUGAGUGGAAACCAGAAUGGAGCUAUUAUUUGUGAAGAAGACGCUGAGCCUGCAAUUUGUGGCAUUAGAGCAAUAUGGGUCACUCCCUCUAACAGAAGAAAACGCAUUGCCACCCAGCUACUUGAUGCUGCGAGGAGAAGCUUUUGCAUGGGUUAUAGUGUUGAACAAUCUCAAUUAGCAUUUUCACCGCCUUCAGCUGCUGGAAAGGCAUUGGCAUCAACUUAUACAGGCACUUCAUCAUUCCUGGUAUACAAGCCUAUAGCAGUUAACAAUCAAAAGCUACACUAAAUCAAAGAUUCAACUCACUGAUUUCAUUGUUUCAUCUACUUUUCUACCCUCAAUUCUCUUAUUGCUGCAAUGAUG
Mercurialis annua (annual mercury) is the source of this 1366-nucleotide messenger RNA. RefSeq names its product protein CHROMOSOME TRANSMISSION FIDELITY 7. Gene Ontology annotation, biological process: mitotic sister chromatid cohesion. The transcript is spliced from 6 exons. Lineage: Eukaryota; Viridiplantae; Streptophyta; Magnoliopsida; Malpighiales; Euphorbiaceae. Bases 182 to 1291 code for a protein of 369 amino acids. The record is from RefSeq and is a predicted model, not a curated record. Gene Ontology annotation, cellular component: nucleus; chromatin. Gene Ontology annotation, molecular function: protein-lysine-acetyltransferase activity.